This is a messenger RNA of Adineta steineri, 765 nucleotides long. The record is from the annotation of a GenBank genome assembly. NCBI's taxonomy places the organism in Eukaryota, Metazoa, Rotifera, Eurotatoria, Adinetida, Adinetidae.
AUGGUUAAUUUUACUAAUUAUCCCUUUUCAGCGUACGAACCAAACCAACCAGCUGCUUGUAUCUUUGCUUUUCUUGUCGGUCUUUCAUUGAUUGUCUGGAUUAUUCAAUGUAUUCAAUCACGAUUUAUUCCACGUCGUAUCAGUAUUCUACUUCUUAUUUCUCAUUUAACCAUCUUUGCUGAACUUGUACUUCGUGUAAUAUUCUCUACCGGUAUGCAAAAAUCUCGUGCUCGAUACACAGCUGGAACUGCUCUUCUAGCCAUUGGACAACGGCUAAUUAUUGUAGCAAAUUAUGAUUUUCUACUUCAAGCCCGUGCCAUUCAACCAUCUUUCGCUCGAAUAAUUCGUAUUCUAACAAUAGUGUGCGUCAUCGUAUCUGCUGCUCUAUUAUCUACAGCUGAACAACUCUCCCACAAAACAAAGAUGAUUAAAACAAGUUUUUUACUUCGACAAAUUUCCGCAUCGAUUGUUUUAUGCUUAACUGAACUUUUCUAUUUACUCUGGUUUCUAACAAGAACAUCGAAAGAUAUAGGAAUAAAAGCGAUCGUACUAUUAGGUAUCGCAAGUUUCUCUUCAUUAGUUGUUGCCGUUUUUCAUACCUUCAUUUCUGUUCCCGAUUAUUACCUUCCUACACGUGAACAAGAAUUUUGGUCUUAUAUAUUUCAAUUAGCGCCUAUUAUUAUUGCACAAUUGACCUGGACACUAUUGCAUCCGAAGCGAAGUCUGUUACCUAACUACGAACAGGCAGAGCUAGAAGCAAUCUAA